Trachymyrmex cornetzi is the source of this 1726-nucleotide messenger RNA. RefSeq names its product nucleolar protein 58. Gene Ontology annotation, molecular function: snoRNA binding. Gene Ontology annotation, cellular component: small-subunit processome; box C/D methylation guide snoRNP complex. Bases 1 to 1716 code for a protein of 571 amino acids. The record is from RefSeq and is a predicted model, not a curated record. The transcript has 4 exons. Lineage: Eukaryota; Metazoa; Arthropoda; Insecta; Hymenoptera; Formicidae.
AUGACCCGAACACCGAAUCAAGAUCGAAUGGGUGUUCGGCCCGUGUUCGAUGCAAUCGGGAAAAAUGAAGGAUAUUGCCCCAAACCAUCCAUAACGAAAUUGUACAUAUGCGAUGAUAAAUUUAUAUUUUAUUACAUUUACCGUGUUCUAGAUGAAAACAAACUCGCCCAGUCGGAGGAUCUUUACAAGGACUUUGAGACUCCAGAAGCCGCCAGUAGAUUACUUAAGUUAACGUACUUUCACAAGUUUGAGGACACCACCGAAGCAUUAUGCGCCGCUACGGCGCUUGUAAACAGCAAGUUAUCCAAAUCUUUGAAGAAAACGCUCAGGAACUGCUGCAUCGAGGCUCAUGAACAGCUGGCGGUUGCAGAUGCCAAACUGGGCUGUGCCAUCAAGGAUAAGCUGCAGUUAUCCUGUGUAAGCAACACGGCAGUGCAGGAGUUGAUGCGAUGCAUCAGAAGUCAAUUGGAUGGUUUGAUAAGUGGGGUGACCGAGAAAGACAGGACAGCCAUGACACUGGGCCUGGCGCACAAUCUUUCCAGAUACAAGCUGAAGUUCUCACCCGACAAAGUCGAUACCAUGGUAAUACAGGCAGUAUGCUUGCUGGAUGAUCUGGAUAAGGAGCUCAAUAAUUACAUAAUGCGAGCGCGCGAAUGGUACGGCUGGCACUUUCCUGAGCUAGGCAAAAUCGUGACUGACAAUCUUCAGUAUAUAAAGACGAUGCAUAUACUUGGCCAACGAGAGAACGCUAUCAAAUGUGAUCUGUCAGAUAUUCUGACAGAGGAAGUCGAGGGGAGAGUGAAGGAGGCGGCGGAAACCUCGAUGGGCUCAGAGAUCUCGGAAUACGACGCUGAACACAUGCAAUGCUUAUGUGUUGAGAUACUUAAGCUUCAUCAAUACCGAUCCCAGCUGUGCGAUUAUCUGAAGACUAGGAUGAUGGUAUUAGCACCAAACCUGACAGUUCUCGUCGGCGAUCUGAUCGGUGCGCGUCUGAUAUCUAAGGCCGGUUCUCUAACAAAUCUUGCUAAACAUCCAGCAUCUACUUUACAAAUUCUCGGUGCAGAGAAGGCACUGUUCCGUGCUCUUAAAUCGAAGAAGAACACACCCAAGUAUGGCUUGAUAUAUCAUUCACUACUUGUUGGACAAGCCUCCAACAAAAACAAGGGUAAAAUAUCCAGAAUGUUGGCAGCAAAAGCCUCUUUAGCAACAAGAGUUGAUGCAUUGGGAGAUACUACAAGCUUCGAACUUGGCGCGGAGCACAAAGUGAAAUUGGAGGCACGAUUAAGAGUGCUUGAAGAAGGUAAUAUCCGUCGGAUAAGUGGCACUGCCAAAGCAAAGGCCAAAUUCGAAAAAUAUCAAGUCAAAAACGAAUACAUGCAGUAUUCAACAUCUGUAGACUCAACACUGACAACUAAGAAGAGGCCAUUAAUUGAAGAGAUCGAAACAAAGGAGAGCGAGGAAGUGCCUAAAAAGAAGAAGAAGAAAUAUAGCAUGAGUUCUGAACGGAUCAAGGAAGAAAUGAAGGAGGAAGAACCGCAAACGGAAAUAGAGUCGGUUACUACACCGAAGAAAAAGAAAAAACAUAGUCUAAAACUCAAAACUGAAGACAUAGCAGGAGCUUCUAAUGUUAAAGAAGAGGAACAAGUAAAGACGGAGCCAACUACUGUGUCUAAGAAAAAGAAGAAAAAAUAUAGUAACAUUGGCGAAAAAAAAUGAAGCGUUUAUG